Molecule: messenger RNA, 1636 nt
Organism: Physeter macrocephalus (sperm whale)
Lineage: Eukaryota; Metazoa; Chordata; Mammalia; Artiodactyla; Physeteridae
Gene: TMED4
Product: transmembrane p24 trafficking protein 4
Exons: 5
Coding region: 86-736 (216 amino acids)
Biological process (GO): Golgi organization; intracellular protein transport; positive regulation of canonical NF-kappaB signal transduction
Cellular component (GO): COPII-coated ER to Golgi transport vesicle; Golgi apparatus; endoplasmic reticulum
Source: RefSeq, a predicted model, not a curated record
GGUUGAGAGCUGGGCGCAGGUGCGCGCAUGCGCACUGGGAGGAGGGCGCGCGUUGGCAGGUGUCUGGGCUGGGCGUCGGCGGGCAAUGGGGUUGCUGACGCUGCUGCUCAUCGCGCUGUGCGCGGCGGGCGCCCGAGGGCUGUAUUUCCACAUCGGCGAGACCGAAAAGCGCUGCUUCAUCGAGGAAAUCCCCGACGAGACCAUGGUUAUCGGGAACUACCGCACCCAAAUGUGGGAUAAGCAGAAGGAGAUCUUCCUACCCUCGACCCCCGGCCUGGGCAUGCAUGUGGAGGUGAAGGACCCUGAAGGCAAGGUGGUGCUGUCCCGGCAGUACGGCUCAGAGGGCCGCUUCACCUUCACUUCCCACACUCCUGGUGACCAUCAGAUCUGCCUGCACUCCAACUCUACCAGGAUGGCUCUCUUUGCUGGCGGCAGACUGCGUGUGCACCUAGACAUCCAGGUCGGGGAGCAUGCCAACAACUACCCCGAGAUUGCUGCCAAGGAUAAACUGACGGAGCUGCAGCUCCGAGCCCGCCAGUUGCUGGAUCAGGUGGAACAGAUCCAGAAGGAGCAGGAUUACCAAAGGUAUCGUGAAGAGCGCUUCCGUCUGAUCAGUGAGAGCACCAACCAGAGAGUCCUGUGGUGGUCCAUCGCUCAGACCGUCAUCCUCAUCCUCACUGGCAUCUGGCAGAUGCGUCACCUCAAGAGCUUCUUUGAGGCCAAGAAGCUGGUGUAGUGCCCUCUCCAUAUGACCCUUUCCUGUCACCUCAGUUGUUCGGUACUUUCCCCACCCAAUACCUUAUCCAUCUGGAUUUUGAGGGAAGAAACAGUGAAAAAAAGAAUAUAAGCCACAUUGGUUCUGUGGCAACAAAGCAUUCAGAUCAGCCACUUGUUAACACUGGUUCUCAAGGACACAGGACAUUGGUCCAAGCUUUCAAAGAUCUGUCUUGGGGUUUGUGGGGAGUCAGAACUGACCCAGGACUAAGUCUUGCUUCUUUCGCCACUAGUGAUUCCUCUCCAUCCUGUCACAAAAUGAGCAAAUGUCUCCUACUGCUUUAACCUCUCUCUUCGUCUGCUUAGAAAGUAGGCGACCAAAAUGCCCCACCGAGGAGGCCCCACCUCACUGCUCCCCCGUCAGUCCUGGGUUCACUCAGUGGCUUCGUGAAUGUAAAUAAGGGGCAAAGGCCCCAGAGGAUUGAAAUGUUUUUCUAUAUAUUAGAACUAUUUUUUGAUAAAAUUAUAUAUUUUCCUUCCUAGUUGAAGUGUUACUGCCUUUGUGUGACUAGCUAAAAACACCAAUGCAGUCCCUUCUGCAUUGUUUAUCCAUGCAUUCUUGUUAACUAACUACCAUGGCAGCUCUCAGGAUUUCAGCUCUCAGGGCCAGAAAGCAGACAUCCCAGCUGCUCUCAAGGCCUAAUCAGAGGGCCAGGCAGAGAAUUCUUUGGGACACCUGUGAUUUCCAUCACACAGGGCCUGAGUUCAGACUGAGGCAGUGACAGAGCUAGCACAAGGCAGGGCACUCUUACCCUUCCAUUUCCCUUAACCUUUAUUUAAGCUGUGGUAAAUGUUUUCUUCGUGGGAACCAGAUUUGGUUCUUUAUACAGAUUUUUCCAGUGAAAUAAAGCGUGUUGUAGUA